AUGUCCAAUAACACUGAAACUGUUUCUACAAAUGAUGAUAAAACUGAAAAUGAACCUAAUAAUAUAAAUACAUCAACACCUAUCCGUUUAUUUGGACAAUUUAAACAAAAUGGAUCAAGUUUCAGUAAUUUUCGUCAAUUAUCUUCAAAUGGAGAUAAUUCUCCAUCACCAUCAACAACAACGACGACCAGCUAUUUUGCAAACACCGUUUCAAAAAUAUCAUCAGCAAACAAUGGAGGAUUUGGUUCAUCAUCAACAUCCUUAGCUGCAUCACUUGCUCCACUUAGUUCGAAUAAACAACUAUUUGGUGCAACAAAUGAUGCAAAAUCAACUUUAUUGGCAGAAAAAGAGGAGAAAGAAGAAGAUGAUAAUGAUGAUGAUAAAGAAGAUGAUGAUAAUGAUGAAGAUGAAAAUAAUAAAACAACACCGUCAUUAUUUGAAACAGCUGCUGAAUAUGAAGCUAAACGAGCAUCAACACAUCCAGCAGCUAAUAUUCAAGGUGAUACAUCAACCGGUGAAGAACAUGAAGUAACAAAAUUUCAGAUGGCCGGAAAAUUAUAUAUGUAUAGUCCUGAACAACAACAAUUUGUUGAACGUGGCUAUGGUAUUUUGAAAAUAAAUGAAUGUCAUGAUCCAUCGGAUUGGAAUAAAUUACAAGCACGAUUGAUCAUGAGACUUGACAAAUCAUUUCGUGUUAUUCUCAAUUCACCAAUAUUUCCAAAAAUGACUAUUGAACGAGCAACAGAUCGAUCAGUACGAUUUGGUGCACAAGAUGAAUCUCAAUUACGAGUAUUCAUUAUCAAAUCUUCAACAAAUGAGUGUACUAAUUUAUGUAAAGAAUUAGAAUCACGUAUACAAAUAAUCGAACGACAACAAACUACACCGUCGUCAUCAUCAGCAUCAUCAUCAAAUGUCACUUCACCUAUUAAAACAAAUCUAAAUACUUCUGAUACCUCACCUACGGACAAUUUAUCCACUCGUAUUCGUAAACGAUCUCAUUCAAGAAGUGAUUCUGAUACAUCAGAUAAUACAAAUGAUGUAUCAAAAAAAUCUAAAAUAAUUGAACAAUAUCAAGAUGAUCAUAAAAAUACAAGCGACGAAGAUUCUAUAGAAAGUACUAAAGCAGGCGAACAAGAAACUGCUAUUUAA
Messenger RNA from Adineta steineri, 1149 nucleotides. The record is from the annotation of a GenBank genome assembly. NCBI's taxonomy places the organism in Eukaryota, Metazoa, Rotifera, Eurotatoria, Adinetida, Adinetidae.